Messenger RNA from Puntigrus tetrazona (Sumatra barb), 2702 nucleotides. RefSeq names its product oxysterol binding protein-like 2b (gene osbpl2b). Gene Ontology annotation, cellular component: membrane; intracellular membrane-bounded organelle; cytosol. The coding region runs from base 98 to 1513 and encodes 471 amino acids. The record is from RefSeq and is a predicted model, not a curated record. Lineage: Eukaryota; Metazoa; Chordata; Actinopteri; Cypriniformes; Cyprinidae. The transcript has 13 exons. Gene Ontology annotation, molecular function: cholesterol binding.
GUGUCCCUGUUUUGGAUGCGCUAACAAGUCUCCAGAGACGAGAAGUGAAAGAGAGACCAUGUUUUAGAGACCCCGUGUUGGCAGCCUAUUAUCUACAAUGAACAAUGAAGACGAGUUCUAUGAUGCCGUCACAGGCUUGGAUUCAGACGAGUCGUGUGAAGGCACAUCAGAAGCCAGUUUUAAAGAUGCUGUAGUGUACGACGGCGCUCAGAAGAACAAUGGCGCGGUCCCUCAGGAGAACGGAAUUAAGAAGCACAGGUCGUCUCUUCCCGCCCCGAUGUUCUCCAGGAAUGAUUUUAGCGUGUGGAGCAUUCUCAAGAAAUGCAUUGGACUGGAGCUGUCCAAGAUCACAAUGCCCAUUGUGUUCAACGAGCCCCUGAGCUUUCUACAGAGAAUCUCUGAGUAUAUGGAGCACACGUACCUCAUCCAGAAAGCGUGCUCUCAGUCCGACUCUAUAGAGAGGAUGCAGACGGUAGCUGCCUUUGCUGUGUCUGCGGUCGCUUCUCAGUGGGAUCGAACCGGAAAACCUUUCAACCCUCUUUUAGGAGAAACCUAUGAACUCACACGAGAGGAUCAGGGUUUCAGACUGAUCUCAGAGCAGGUGAGUCACCAUCCGCCGAUCAGUGCGUUUCACACCGAGAGUCUGACGGGCGACUUUGUGUUCCACGGCUCCAUCUACCCCAAACUCAAGUUCUGGGGCAAAAGUGUGGAGGCAGAACCUAAAGGAACCAUCACGCUAGAACUGUACAAGCAUAAAGAGGCCUACACAUGGACGAACCCUUUCUGCUGUGUACACAAUAUAAUUCUUGGUAAACUGUGGAUUGAACAGUACGGCACUGUAGAAAUUGUCAACCACAGUACUGGAGAGAAGUGCGUACUGAACUUUAAACCCUGUGGGAUGUUUGGAAAGGAGCUUCACAGGGUUGAAGGUUACAUCCAGGAUAAGAGUAAGAAGAAGCGCUGUGUGAUUUAUGGAAAAUGGACAGAGUGCAUGUGGAGCGUCGACCCACAGGUGUUCGAGGCCCAUCGGAAACUGGAGAAGAAGGGAACGGACACUAAAAAACAGAAACAGGAGGAGCCAGAAGCAGUGAACGAGGAUGCGGAUGAUAUGCCUGAAGUACAGGAGACUGUGGCGGUGAUUCCUGGUAGCACAUUAUUAUGGAGAAUAUCGUCAAGGCCGCCUCAUUCAGCCGAGAUGUACAACUUCACUAAUUUUGCCAUGACGCUGAAUGAGCUGGGGCCCGGCAUGGAAGGAGCGCUGGCGCCGACGGACUGCCGCCUGCGGCCGGACAUCAGAGCCAUGGAGAACGGCAGCAUGGACGAAGCCAGCAGAGAAAAGGAGCGACUGGAAGAGAAGCAGAGAGCAGCUCGUAAAGAGCGGGCCAAAGACGGCGAAGAGUGGUCCACUAGGUGGUUUCAGUUAGGCACAAAUCCAUACACGGGAUCCCAGGACUGGAUGUACACCGGCGGCUACUUUGAUAGGAGAUACACGGACUGUCCCGACAUCUACUGAUGAGGAGGCGCGAGUUUUGUCACCUGCCUCCCUCCCUCCCUCCCUCCCUCCCUGUCCCGCCACGUCCAGCAAACCUGUGGCCCGCCAACAACGACAGUGCUUCUUAACAUGGAGCUGCCUGCGUCUUGUCAUUGGGAAGCGUCUUCUCUCCCCCUGACCCCUGACCCCGACCCCCCUUUAGGUUUUAUCCACGGAGGAAAGCGCCGGAUUGCCUUUUUCUGCCUUUGAACGCACACGCACCCACCCAGCGACGCCGGAGUUCAAUCCAGAUGUAGUUGUAUCACCAAUAAAAUGUGACUGUGAAGCGCUCUGGCCGUUUCCGUGUACAGUAGGCGUUUAACGUGCAUAUUAAAAAGAGCGACUAAUUCCAGAUGUUUCGAGUUUGGUAAGCACCGAGCCACCUCUGGCGAAGCAUUAAUGAAAUAACGACAGUAAUAAGGUGUAGAGGAUGACGAACGUUAAUAAGGAACCGCGCGCUUGAGGCAAUUAAUGUAAAAAGCCAUAGACGCUGUUUGAAUCGGUACAAUGUUUAGCCUUUUGGACGUUCGGAUUGCGACUGAACUCGUGCGAAAUGACGGUGAAGCGUUGUAAGAAGCGGCCUCGGAGCCGUUUUUCUUUGCGCUUCCACCGAGACUCGCGCUGUUCUGUAAGGCCCUGUCGAUACACUGUAAACGUACACGUCCGUUUUAGUAAGGUGCGGGUGUCGCACUAAACGGUUCCUCCAGCACUGUCCGUUCAAUUAGUUUGACGGGAAGCGGGCCGUCGCGACGGAAACGGGCCAAAUCUAUGCAACCCAUCCAAGCCCACAUGACGCCGAACGCGGGGAACGGCAGCUCGGACGCGACCCGCUUGUUGUUGUUGUCAAAGCGACCGACGAGCGGGUUCGAAGCACAGACGUGUUUGAGUCCCCGCAGUGCCUGACCCUCGGUCCGUCCGUCAAUCACCAGUACCUGAUCUCGAGCCGUUCGGUCCCCGUUCAAAGGUUCACCCGAAUACUUUAGAUGCGAUUUUCUAGCCGCCUUUCCCCUCGCGUCAGUACUAAGCGUCAACGGGGACGUGUAAAUUACACUCGUUUCAUCUGUUAGAUGCACACAUUUGAGUACACUACUUGUUUAGCGUCCCGCGAUGAAUUGAAAAGUAGCGUUAUAAAAAGUAAUAUCCCACAAUUAAAGUAUAGAUUUUAUUUUUA